Messenger RNA from Aspergillus welwitschiae, 4938 nucleotides. RefSeq names its product protein kinase-like protein. Gene Ontology annotation, biological process: peptidyl-serine phosphorylation; intracellular signal transduction. NCBI's taxonomy places the organism in Eukaryota, Fungi, Ascomycota, Eurotiomycetes, Eurotiales, Aspergillaceae. Gene Ontology annotation, molecular function: ATP binding; protein serine/threonine kinase activity; peptidyl-prolyl cis-trans isomerase activity. Bases 1 to 4272 code for a protein of 1423 amino acids. The transcript has 9 exons. The record is from RefSeq and is a predicted model, not a curated record.
AUGUCCGGUGUUACUCCCGUUGCCGUCUACGCCCUGCGCGUCCCCGCCAAUGGUGCUCUGAUCCCCGCUGUCCCUGAGUUCUCUGCCAUGUUCCGUGUCAGCAUGGCUGCCAUUGAUCCCGAUGAGGCUCCCGAGUACGAGGACGGUUUCGACUCCAACAAGCGCCCCCGUGCUACCCUGAAGCUUGUGCGCGCUCCCCCUGGUCUCGACCUCCAGGGCGAGGAUGAUGAUGAUGAGGACUGGGAGGACGAUGAGGAUGAGGAUUCCGAGGACGACGAGGAGGUCAACGGUGGUCCCAGCGACAAGGAGAAGGCCCGCAAGCUCAAGCUGGCUGCCGCUCGCAAGGAGCUCGAGGAUGCCAUGGAUGAGGAUGACGAAGAGGAGGAUGAUGAUGAUGAGGAGGGCGAGUUCGACCUCAAGGCCGCUAUCUCCAAGCUGAUCAAGGGCAAGGCCCCCGCCAACGACGACGAGGAGUCUGAUGGCGAGUCCGAUGAGGGUCUUGAGCUCGACGAGACUGUCAUCUGUACCCUGGACCCCGAGAAGAACUGCCAGCAGCCUCUCGACAUCGUUGUCAACGAGGAGGAGCCCGUCUUCUUCAAGGUUACCGGUACCCACACCAUCUACCUGACCGGUAACUAUGUCAUGCCCGCCGACGACCACCACCAUGAUCACGACGACGAGGACUCCGAUGAGGAGGACUACGACCUUUCUCCCGAUGAGGAUGAGCUCGACAUGGAGGACCUGAUUGGUGAGGAUGAUGAGAGCGACGACCUCGACGACCUGGAGAACCCCCGUAUCACCGAGGUCGACAGCGAGGAGGAGGAGGCUCCCAAGCUCGUCGAGUCCAAGGAGACCAAGGGUAAGGGCAAGCGCGCUGCUGAGCCCGAGGAGGCCAAGCCCGAGCCCGCCCUCAGCAAGAAACAGCAGAAGAAGCUGAAGAAGAACAACGGCGAGGCCGCCCCCGUUGAGGAGAAGAAGGAAGCCAAGGAGGGCAAGGAGGCCAAGAAGGUCCAGUUCGCCAAGAACCUUGAGCAGGGCCCUACUGGCUCCACCCAGCAGAAGCCCGCUGAGAAGACCACCGGCACCCUCGGUGUCAAGGAGGUCAAGGGUGUCAAGAUUGACGACAAGAAGCUUGGUCAGGGUGUCGCCGCCAAGGCCGGUAACACCGUUGCCAUGCGCUACAUCGGCAAGCUCGAAGAUGGCAAGGUCUUCGAUGCCAACAAGAAGGGCAAGCCUUUCACCUUCAAGCUCGGCAAGGGCGAGGUCAUCAAGGGUUGGGACAUCGGUGUCGCCGGCAUGGCUGUCGGUGGUGAGCGCCGCAUCAGCAUCCCCCCUCACCUCGCCUACGGCAAGCGUGCUCUCCCCGGCAUUCCCGCCAACUCCAAGCUGAUCUUCGACACUACUAUGGAACUCUACGGGAGCGCCUCAACCGUCUCAGCCGAUGCGGAAUCUCAGGCAGUCCAACGAAAGAGCAACAGCAUCCGGGAUCGCAUUAAGCAACGGAGCUCCAGGAUCCUUUCUUUACUGGGCCUUCGAGGCCCUAGUGGUGGUAGGGCUGUGGAUUAUGCGCUGAAAACAAUGACCACGCGGGAGAUGCCUGUUCAGCAGAAACCCUCAAGCGAUAGCAACCCAUCACAGUCUUUUCAUUCACUCCCAGCCGACAACCGAGCUCCAUCUAGCAGUACCGCUAUGGAAGAAGAGCAAGGACAUGGGGGCCCCCUGCUAACUUGCAUCACCCACAGCUGUACUACUCCGAUGCCCGAGACAUCCAUGGCAUCUGAAACUCCGAGGCAGGCCGUCUCUCCAGAACAAUUCGUGGCUGCUGAUCAGCUACGGAAGUCAGAGACGCGUGAACUACAGAGCAGUUCAGUGGCCGCGGUGAAACGAAGCAAGUCAACGCCUGCUGUCUUGACUAGUUUGGUGUCGACGAAACUCUCCACGACAUUUGGUAAUCCCACUGUCAUCCGUCGCUCGCACCUUCGUUCGCCGCUUAACAUAACACCCGUGCAUUUCCCAGCUUCCUCGCCAGGCCCAAGCAGACCAAGUGAGAGCCCUAACGACAGCUCAAAUCCAUCGAUAUCUCCCAUAAGUAGUGUAUCUCCGCUGGGCACACGGUCGACACCUCCCACUUCCGAGGACCCUUCACGGGUUUCGAAACAAGCCCUGGGCGAUUCAGCCAAAGCUUCACCAUAUACUUCUCUCCCACCUCAAUCGGCAGAAGAAGCUUCCAGCUCGACCGAAGUGUCAGGAACAUCGCCGUCGAUUGUGACAGUCGAAGCUGCUGCAAAUGCCAAGGUUUUCUUCGAGACCUACUUUAACUCCGUAUUUUGCGGAACAGAUCCUCGCUCACAGCGUCGUCAGGAGUUGGAACAAUAUAUGUAUGGAUUGCCACUGAGCCCCGAAGAACGAGCUCGAAUCUGGGCGAACUGGAUCACCCAGGAGCACCAUUACCUCCGCCAAUGUCGCAUCCUCAAGAGUCGAUCCCAUGGUGGCGGUAACCAUGAUACCACUGUGUCCCUAGCUGGGUUUGAGGUCAUCAAAGUGCUUGGCCGGGGCAGCUUUGGGGUCGUACGCCUCGUGAAGGAAAGGAAAGCAGAGGAGACAAGCUCAGAUGGCGAUUCAGAAGACAAGCUCUUGCGCUGGAAGAAUGAAGCCAUAAACACUCAAUCACAUGCGCUGGAUUCCCUCCGGUCUCUAAGUGACGGAGCGAAGAGCAACCGACGUAAGAUUAUGACUGGCGUGAAGAAGGAUGUCUUCGCGAUGAAAGUCAUUCGCAAGUCGGCGAUGAUCCGCAACAGCCAGGAAGGUCACUUGCGAGCCGAAAGAGACUUCCUGGUGGCAUCGGCCAAGUCUCGCUGGGUUGUACCCUUGAUCGCUAGUUUCCAGGAUCGAAAUCACCUUUACCUCAUCAUGGACUAUAUGGUGGGCGGUGAUUUUCUUGGCCUGCUGAUGCGUCGAAACGUCUUGCCCGAGGCAAUUGCGCGAUGGUACAUUGCUGAGAUGAUCCUCUGCAUUGAAGAGGCUCAUCGACUGUGCUGGAUCCAUCGUGAUGUCAAGCCGGACAACUUUCUCAUCUCAGCCUCUGGCCACCUGAAGAUCUCGGACUUUGGUCUGGCCUUUGAUGGGCACUGGGCACACGAUCAGGUCUACUACAAUGAUCACCGCCACACUCUCCUCAAGCGGCUUGGGAUCCGGGUAGAUGGUGAUGCCCUCGAUCAGAGCGAGGCGAAACGCAUCGCGGAGUCUCCCAGUGCGCUGGAUCCAGAACCGGUCAAUGACUCCGAGUGGACACCCCCCACUGCUGGCCUCUUGGGAUGGCGCGACCGAACCCAGAAACGGCGGUUAGCUGGGAGCAUUGUAGGAACGAACCAGUAUAUGGCGCCUGAAGUGGUUCGCGGAGAGCUGUACGACGGGCGAUGCGACUGGUGGAGUAUUGGCAUUAUCCUGUACGAGUGCUUGUAUGGCUUCACUCCUUUUGCUUCGGAUGAUCGCCAGAAGACGAAGUUGAAAAUCCAUCAUCAUCUCCAGACCCUACAUUUUCCGAACCGGCCACCCGAUAAGCUCAUCUCCGCUGAAGCAAUCGACCUGAUAAACCAACUUCUCCAGGAGAAGGAACACCGCCUGUCCUCCAGCAAGUAUCGCGUGAAUGACUCGGUCACAUUUCGCCUGGCAGCCAAGCAUCCCCUCUACAACAUGGACCCUCGCAAUAAAACCUACCGCGGAUUCUAUGUCUAUCCCAACGACGCUACAGACAUUAAGAACCAUCCUUUUUUUAGUUGUAUCAACUGGAAUGAAAUCCACCAGUCAAUGCCCCCGUUCAUCCCCAAAGUCAAAGGCUGGGAGGACACCCGGUACUUCGAUGACGCGGGAUAUGAGCAUGGUCACGACGAGGUCUCUGCGGCCUCAGACGCAGAGCAUGCUGAACGCUCCAGCGAAGCAGGUGAGCGAGGCGAGUGCCACCAGGAUAGGGGAGACCCACCCCAGUAUCAGGAGAUCGAUAGCCUGCUGAGUCCCGCAAGCAAACUGCCGCCGAAGAACCGCCGCAAGGGGAGAGAUAAGAAGCGACCCCGGGACAAGUUGCUGCGAGACCGCAAACUACGCAUGACGGUCCUGGAGAUGCGCAAGAGGGCGACCUAUCCUUGUCUCUCAUUGUUAACACAGUCUUACUUUUCUAUCCAUACGGAACACACUUGUCUGGCUAUGACAUACUAUCGAUUAUCUCGCAAGACAGAUGCACGUGGUAUCAUUCACUGCAAAGCCGAGUGCCAAUGAUUAUUCUUAGAAAAGAAACAGCAAGGUAUCUUCCAUUUUUCAUAACUCAGACAUCAUAGAACACAUCCAACCAUCCGGCCCCCUCGCCUUAAAACUCCAGUUGUAAGUUUCAGUCUGUCAGAAGUGACCCUCAAUAAUCCACCCAAUGCAAUACUGCAAAGAGGAGAUGCAAAAUAAAGAAGUAUGAACUUGAAAAAUGAAGCAGUAAUUCUAACACCCACAUAUAUCGAAGCAUUGGGUUUACCUUGAAAUGGCGAAAAUCAGGUAUACCAGCGAAAAGAGAUGCAGGCGUGAGUCGAUAUGUAGGCGUGCUGACAUCGAGAAAAAGGUAGGGUAUCACGAGAGAGGGGGGAAGAGUAGUAAGAUACGAAUUAAAGGGGUACAGCGAGAGGUGUUGCCCCUGCGUACGUGUACUUAUUGCAGAUGGUGGCAGCCAAAGGGGGAAGAGGAAGAAGGAGGAUAGGAUAGAUAGAUCGUAAAGGCGGCGGAAUGGUCUUUCGCGGGAGUAAUGUGUUUUGAGUGGAUCACAGCGCAGGCGGAGCGCCCAUCGCGAAGGCGGAAUCGGUGACGCGGUCUUCGGGUUUCAUGGUACCGUUGAGAAGAGGACAGAGUCUGUGAGCGAGAAGAAAACGGUGGAAGUUGGUUAGCGCGCUGCUUCUUUCUUUC